This is a messenger RNA of Camponotus floridanus (Florida carpenter ant), 786 nucleotides long. RefSeq lists its product as uncharacterized. NCBI's taxonomy places the organism in Eukaryota, Metazoa, Arthropoda, Insecta, Hymenoptera, Formicidae. The transcript has a single exon. Bases 1 to 786 code for a protein of 261 amino acids. The record is from RefSeq and is a predicted model, not a curated record.
AUGGAGAACGAGGCAAGAGAAAUCGUUCAUAAAGUGGCGGUUAAGAUUCCCCCUUUCUGGAGCGACGAACCAGAGUUAUGGUUCGCACAGCUAGAGGGACAAUUCAUACUCAGCGGCAUAACACAGGACUCUACAAAAUACUCCUACGUCCUCUCCCAAUUGGAUUCCCGCCAGAUAAAAGAGGUUAAAGACAUAAUAACGCAAACCCCCGAAGCGGACAAAUAUGAAACCAUAAAAAGAGCCCUCAUCCAACGAAUGUCAAUCUCUCAGGAGCAGCGGAUACGGCAGUUAUUAGAACUAGAGGAAAUCGGCGAUCGAAAACCCUCGCAAUUUCUACGACACCUGCGCACAUUAGCAGGAGAAAACGUGCCUGAUUCUCUCUUGAGAACACUCUGGCUUGGGAGACUUCCCAAUCAAAUGCAGAUGAUUCUCGCAACCUGCACCGAGGAUCGCCUCAAUGAAGUAGCUGAACAAGCUGACCGCAUCCAUGAAAUGUCAUCAAGGGCCGUCGUAGCAGUAACUGAUGCCCCUAAACCAAGAAAGUCUAACCCAACACUGGAAAAACAGAUCCAGGCCUUAGCGAAACAAGUGGCAACCUUAACCACGCGUCUGGCAAGAGGAAGAGCGAAGGAAAGAGAUUCAGACAGAAGGAGCCGAAGCCGAAGCCGAAGCAAAGAAUAUAAUAAAAAUCACUGUUUCUAUCAUAAUAGAUUCGGCGAAAAAGCAAAGAAAUGCACGCAACCAUGCACUGACAAAGACUCGGAAAAAGACCAGGGCAGCCACUAA